UUGACGUAAAGUGUUGCUGCAAAAUGCAAGUCGGCCUGCCCGCUCAAUAUUAAUUAUCUCUUGAAAUAAACUUCAGCUGAUUCCUAAAAAUGGAUAAAGUGUGGAUAAUUUUGAAACAGAUAUAACUUCACAAAAACAACAACCAAGAUGCAGGCUCCAGACAUUUGUAGUAUGGAACCAGAAAAUUACAAAAAAUACUUCAGAACAUUAUAUUGGAGUAGCCCCAGGAAACAUGACAGAAAACAGAAGCAUAAACCAGGCAAAAAAGAGAAACUACGGAGACUGAAAGCUGCAAACAAUCUAGCUAUUUGCAAUGCCCCUAGUUUACUCGCAAAUCCUUCCCAGUUUGCUGUUUAUGCCACUGUUCGUAGAACUGUGCUCACCCGCUGGAAACUACUUAACAGUCUCACCAUCGACUAUUCUGAUGACAGUGACAAUGACGACCAUUGCAAUCAAACUGUUAUAGCCAAACUUCCAAAGAUAACUGGUGUAGGCUUGAAGACAGUUUUUGCUCUUAUAUCGCAAGCCAGGUUCACAGAUGCUGAUUUCUGUGAGCAUGCUCUCAGGGCAUUGCUCGAUGUCCUGCAGGGCCAUGCUCCUGAAGAACUUAACCAAGAACCCAGUGAGAUAAUAUCAACCCUCCAUGCAAUGCUAGUGGAAGUGGCGAGCGGCAGCGGUCCCAGUGGUAAAAUAGAUGCUCCCACAAACCUGACGGCUCUGAGCUCUUCCUGCCUCAUAGCCCUGUCGGUGGCUCGAGGCGAGGCCGAGCUGAUCCUCAAUGCCAUCGCUUCCCUCAUCAUGUCACACACCUCUCUCUCCAAUCAAAGCGUCCAGAUACCGGCGAAUCUUCUGACCCUCCAAAGAAGUGUCCAGUCGUAUAUUUUAGGCACCCCUUCCCGCAAUUUAUGGCUUAACUUUGGCGUCCCAAAUCAGUCCCUAGUAACGAGUUUCCCUGUGGACCUCCCCGCCCAACUGACUUCCGGCCACAGCGAUCUCAUAGUCCGUUCUCUUGCGUCCGACGGCUGUUUCCUCUACGUGUAUACUUCCAAGGGCCUGUUAAAGAUCGGCUCAGGCUACGGCAGCUCUAUCAGGCAGCAUGUCUAUCUGUACAAACCGGAUUUCUUCUCCAGUGAUCGACAUGGCUGGCUGGGGUACUGUAAGAAUAAACUCUACGUAAGGAUCGGCCGGAAAAAGACUGAAAUAUAUGAAGUGGAUAAGGAAACGUUAGAAGUAAGGAACAUCGUGAAGCUGGACCCUGGCCAACCUGCGCCCAUUGAGCCGAAAAGCACUAUUUUCACCGACGGAAAUCUGCUCGGCAUGAUUCUGAUAACCAAUCACGAGAGUCUCACCAUCCGUAUGUACGACGUGGACUCAAUCCCGGAGCGUACUGACGGAGUGGUCACGCUCAAGUCUCACAAAGAGCUGAACGUGCACUUGCUCCGGCGACGGACCCUAGUCCUGGGCAGGGCUCCCUUUGAAGACAACCUGGCUCGGAGACCAGUCGAGCUGGAUGUGCCUGUAGCGAUGCAACUCGAUGACUGCGAUGAUGAUCCGUUGAUGUCCAUUUGUUCCGGACAGGAGUUUGGAUUGCUGACUACUGGAUCUGGAAAGGUGUACUAUACGGGGAAAGGCAGUAGCCUGGGAUACAAGGUGGCCAGUCCUCAAUGCGGCCGAUGGAUUCUGAUGAAGGAAACAAUAUUUAACAGAAAUGACGCUUCCAACACCAAGAAGUGUAAAGUUGUUCAGUUGGCAUUAGGGCACGAGGGGGUUCACGCAAUCCUAGUGUUAGACAACGGCACAGCUCUGUUCACCGGCGUGGCGAGGCGAGGCGAGGACGGAGACAACAGCAAACACCGCCGCACCCCCAAACCCACCAGACCCAAGAAGAUGACCCGGGCUGAAGGGCACACGAUAGUGUAUGCUGCGUGCAACUACGGGUCCACGGCUCUAGUGACCAAGUCGGGGCAACUGCUCAUGUUCGGUAAAGACACACAACAUUGCGACUCGGGCGGCGUCGUCACUGCUCUGAAGGCUGAGAGGGUUGUUCAGGUGGCUUUGGGUAAAGCUCAUGCGGUGGCACUAACAAAUUUCGGACAAGUUUUCACAUUUGGAAUUAACAACAAAAAUCAAUGCGGCAGAGAGUUCGGCUAUACUAAAGAGAAGUCGUACAUGAUGCGUCGGGCCAGCAACAAGGAGGAGAGCCGGCUGUGCGCUCCUACGCAACACGUGUGGGUGUUCGACUACUGCCGCGUGUGUGUGCUGUGCCGCGAGUGUACCGGCUUUUCUAGCGCUUGUCAGUGUGCGGACUUCCCCAAUAGGGUGCCUAAAGAAAAAUGCGGCUGCGGCGAGGGCGACAGCGGGUGCAGCGUGUGCGGCGUGUGCCGGCGCUGCGCCGACGCAGCCAGCGACCCGCCCGCGUCCAGUAGCGACAGCAACGCCGCCGUGGCAGACAAAGACAACCCUCGCUACGCUCCCUACGAGUGCGGACCACUGGACCCGGAGCGCGACACGGGCUCCAAGAUGAGCUGUCUGCCUCCUGCCCGUGUCGCCGUGCCGGGCGGGCACCGUAUCGCCGCUGUGGCUUGCGGCCUGCAUCAUACUGUGCUUAUGACUGAACAUGGCGAGGUGCUAACAUUCGGCUCGAACCAGUGCGGUCAACUCGGCGCGGGUGACAUCUCAGCCCACCACAGGAUAGUGAAAGUACGCGUACCGCGAGCCUCGUCCAUAGCCGCCGGGAGCAACCACACAGCCAUACUGACUCGGGAGGGAGAGCUUUACACGUUCGGGAGCUAUCAGAAAGGCUCGCUCGGCCGCCCUCGCAUCGAGGAAUCAUCCCGGGCGGACCGAAGCCCUAUCUGGUACGCGACCCCCGGACGGGUCCCCCGCCUCGGGCCGCGCCACGCCUGCAAGGCUGUGUGGGUCUCUGCCUGCGGAGACCAGACCUUCGUGCAAGUCUCCCAGGCCUUGAUAAAGACCGAUACGCUGUUCAGUUCUACUAUUACGUGCAACAGCAGUGCUAUUAUUAUUCUACCCAACCGGCCAGAGCAUACCUUCAAAUGCGUAACGAUAAAUAAGUCAGACGGAACAUGCAACGCCUGGACUGGACCGGAACAAGUCGACUUUGUGAACAGUCUAGCGUGCCUAGAUCCUCUGUACGACCUACUCUGGUGCUACCAGCCACAGAUGAGAGUCAUGAAAUGCUUCAACAUCUUAGCUUUCGACUCCCAUAAACUACAAAGGUGCUGCGCCAACGAAACAGACGAUGGCAUGUACGCCACAGAAACCGAGUUCGAAUACCCUAACUACGGCAGCAUGAAACGGAUGGAGGACUUCAAGAACCUCGAAAACAUCGAGGCCAUUUGCAACACCGAAGAGAAGAAGCUAGACGGCGUAGCUUUGACCAACAUGUCUGUGCUAAACCAGGAGCUGGCCAUCCCUUGUGUGUCGGAGUGUACCGUAACGCGGAUGCACGCGGCUUUGCAUCUGCUGGGUUGCCUGGAUUCACUCACCACGUGUCAUGACACCCGCGCCGCGCCCGCCGAGUGCAAGCGAGACAGCGCGAUCUCACCCGUCCUGCCCUGCAAAGAAGAAUUCCUCACCGUUAACCGCUUCGAGAGCCACGGCGGCGGCUGGGGCUACUCCGGCCACUCAGUCGAAGCCAUACGCUUCAUGUGCGACAUGGAUAUCCUGCUCGGCGGGUUCGGGCUAUUCGGCGGCCGUGGAGACUACUCCGCCAAGAUCAAACUGUUCGACAUCGGGCCCGAGGGCGGCGACCAGGAGGGCGACGGCGAGCUGCUAGCCGAGAGCGAGGAUAUAGUCUUCGAGUGCCCCCCAAGAGACAAGUUCCCGAUACUGUUCGAAUGCUCCGUACCAAUCAUGGCCAACAGGUGGUACGUCGCCUGGGCGUGCAUCAACGGCCCGUCGUCGGACUGCGGCUCGUCCGGCCAAGCCAUGGUCAUCAACGACGAGGUCGGCUUCCAUUUCAAAACUUCCAAGAAGUCCAACAACGGGACGGACGUGAAUGCGGGACAGAUCCCGUGCCUGCUGUACAAUACAGUGACCCCGGACAACUCCGUCCCGGUCCGGGCCCAUGACCAGGGCGAGCCGGUCAUCGUGCUCACUAAGAACAUUUCCCGGAAAGUCACUGUUUCAUGCUUCCGUUCGCUGAUCACUCUACUACACUGGAGUUGGUCCACGUUCAAGGGGAUAUUACUGGACACGAACGGCCAAGUGCCAAUCAACUAUCAGAAGUUAAACACGAUGAAACACCAGAAACGCCUCGUGUACGUUGUACGGGCGUGCCUGCGCCUCACCAAGUCGUAUAUAAACGAGGUGUACCCUCAGAACCACAGGAAGAGAAACUCUCACGAGUACAUGUCUUACUUCGAGGCGAUCGCUGACGUCCGCAACUUGAUCCAAAUGAUUCUAUCCGAGCCGGCACCCACCUGUGCUAUGCUGCCUAAGAAACCCGGCAAGCUUAAAGCGAUAAGACUGUGCUACGUACAGUUUGCACUGGAAAUGACCAACUCUAUCCUGAAAGAGUGCCAUGAAACGUUCACAUCGUGCUUCCACGCGUUCUUCCCUACGCCGACGUUGAAGUGGAAUCAACUUUGCUCAAUGCUAUACUUUGUCAAGGAGCUCCAGCCAAUUCCAGGCAAGCACACUCGCGAGCUGACUUCCACCUGCGCCUCUCUCUGCAUCUCCCGUAGCCUCCGCGACGUCCUCCAAUACGUAGUGCCGUUGACACAAACCUCCAUACUACUGCGGGAGUCCAGGAGGCCUGACAGCAAGGUGCUGGUGAAGACCGAAGGCUCCAAGUCUGCAACGGUGCCGAGGACUUCGCAUCCUAAACCGCCGCCCGUGCCGCCUAGGGCUUGCAAUAAGGACGGGCAGCAGAAGAACCAAGAUCCUCCAGAUACAAAAACCAGCUACAUGGAGUGGCAUCUACUAGACGUGAUACCGCGUCUACUAGACAUCGUGAUGAGUCCGGUCAAGCAACAGAUGAUGACGAGGCAAUGCGGGCAACCACACGACCACGGGGAAGUGAAGCUUCAGGAGAGACUGUCCAAGUUCUGCUGUAGACUGAUAUCGAGGAUUGUCGCUGAACUGGCGUAUGGGGUCACUAAUAUUCGGGAUGACAUGGACACAAGCAACUCGUUCAAGCCGCUAGUGACGCCCUCUCGCUUCAUGCGCGUGAACCAGGCGCGCGCUUGGAACACCGGAAACGGAAGUCCGGACGCCAUUUGCUUCACCGUGGACCGCUCUGGGGUCAUGUUGGCGGGAGUUUGCGUCUAUGGAGGGCUCGGGACCUAUGAAUAUGAGUUGGAGUUGCUUCAUGAUGUGCGACAGAUCCACGCCGGCACAGACGAAGGCAACCUGUCCCACUGCUGGGUGAGCGUGGAGGUGACGCAUGGCUCGUUCAACACGGCCGACAGCCAGCGCGACGAGCUGCAGAUCAAGUUCGACCGCCCCGUGCCGCUCAAGGAGGAGCUCCGCUACGCCAUCCGCUUCUGCAACCACGGCGGGCGCACCGUCAACGGCGACUGCGGGCUGCCCUCGGUGAAGGGGCCCGAUGGGACCACGUUCCGAUUUGCUUCGUGCUCGCUCAGCUUCAACGGCACCUCGCUGGCUAGGGGGCAGAUACCGGCGCUCAUUUACUUUGGAUACGGAACAUCGAAGCCUUUGACCGGAACAUCAGACAACACAGACACUAUGUUAUCGGCUCUUCGCGCUAUAACCCUACGCGUGGCUUCAGUGGUCAUGUCCCGAAGUGCAGAUCUAUUCUGUUCCCUUCGCAACGAGCUGACUGCCGAGGAGUUAAGGAGAUCAGCGUCGGUGCUUCAGCUGGCUCCGGCAGUUAAUACGCUGAUACCACUGACGCUGUCGAGUUUGGAGUCGUUGAAUGAUUCACGGAGCGUGGUCCAAAUCCUGGAGAUGAUCCAAGCUCUACUGCCUCACGUGUCGGCCGUGAACCUACUAGUGCCGUCCAAUGAGGAGCCGGCGCCCGCCACCACGCCCCACUACUACACGUGGGUCGAGAGCGAGCAUCCGUACAAGCAGGCCGCUGUCAGCAAUAUGAGGGUGCUGUUUCCCCCGUCCGUGUCGUGGAUAGUCCUGGAGAUGGACCCCCGAAGCAUCACGGCGCAGCCUGAAGACUCACUGACGAUAUUCGCGGCGGCCGGCCCGCCUCGGCAGCGCUGCCACUGCGCCGCCGACGCCAGGCUACUGAAGCCACCGUUUAAGAAGCGCUACAUCCAGCUGACGAACGAGGCGACAGAGUUGGAACCGACCAGCGAAGAGCCCUCAGAGGAAUUACUGUGUCUGCACUACAAUUGCACCUAUGUGGCCGUCACCAACAAACUCGCUAAUGUCGCUGCAGAGUGGCCGCAAAAAGCCAUUCUAGUUCCCGGAAACGAAGUCGUUUUCUCAUUGGAAACAGCUUCGGAUUAUUUGAACGAAUACAAUAAAAACAGUGACGAGAACCGUUUCGGCUUCCGCUGCCUGUGCGUCGGGUACGAAGACGCCGCAUUCACGACCCUUAGACAAGGCCUAGUGGCGUUGGAAAUGGAACUGGCUUACGCUGGCGCCGCUUGCGCUUCCAAACUGUUGGCUCCUGAUAUCGAUAUUCCUACACUGACACAGGCGACAGUGCUAGACGUCCAGACAUGUAUACCCAGUGGGUCGAGCCCCACUAACGGGGAGGGGGAAACCGACACCAGUGAGGCCCUCAUGCUGUCCAGAGGACUGGAACUGUCGUCUCCGCCGAGCAUCCAUCAUGUGUUGGAUGGCCAGCCACUUCUGCGUUCCAUCUCCACGGAGCGCCAGUUCCUCUCAGACUUCGUGUCUGGGCUGGAGAGCACGGCCGGCGGGCGGCUGGCGUGGUGGCUGUCUCCGGCGCCGCGGGUCGAGCCCGCCCACUGCGAGCUGCGCCCGCCCUCCACGCCCGCCCGCCCUGCCGCCCGCCUCACGCUGCCCGUGCUUCUGAGGGACCAGUACGGGGAUCCUGUUGCCUCUAAUGCGCUCACUGUUGAGGUGGUGGUGCAAAAACUGGAGGAGGGCGGCGGCAGGCGCAGCCGCGUGUCCCUGUCGGAGGCCAAGCGCAGCAGCGCGCUGCCCGACGCGGCCUACCAGCCCACGGCGCGGGACACCAUGCGCUUCCACGCCAUCACCAUGAUGAAGGCCUACCAAGGCUACUCGUUCGAGGAGCUCCGCCACCUAUCAGGCGCGUGGGGCGGGCUGGGCCCGGCCAGCGGCGCGGGGCGCGUGCCCGCCGAGCGGCUGCCCGUGCGAGCCCACCCUGACGGCUCUUACGCCGCGUGCUGGACGCCCCGCGCGCCCGGCAUGUAUACGCUAAGGUGUACGCUGGAUGAGCUGCCGGUUUCGCAGGAGCUAACCAUCGAAGUGGCAGAAGGCGUGGACGAGGGCCCUUCCGAACGCGUCCCGCUCUCCGGCAUCGCGCCCCCAUCGCCGCCGGCCAAGCUGCGGCGGUUCGCGGCGCCGUACAGCGCGGGGCUGCGCGUGCGAGCCAGCCCCAGCCUGCAGGCCGAGGAGCUGGGGGUCGUGCCGCACGGCUCCAUCGUGGCUUUUGUGGAGGAGGUGGUGAACAAAGACGGCACAUGGGUGCGUCUGUCGGCGGACUCGAUGCAAGCCUUUGCUGACAGCACGGCGGCGGUGGCGUGGUGCCUGCAGUACCACCGGCAGCUGGACCGCGCGCUGCUGCAGCUCACCAGCCCACACCAGACGGAGUACCCUGACUCUUGGCCCGGGUACAGCGCCAUGCACAAUUGGCCUGGCGAAGGGGACGCCGCCGCCGCUGCAUCCUCCGCGGAACCCGUUAAAGAAAUUGUUGAAGAGAAGAGAGUACCAUUUUUCGUUAAAAAUGACUCCGCUGAAAAUGAGAGUGAUGGGAGUUCCGGCCCCGAGCCGAGCAAACGUGGCCGGCUAGCCAGGGACGAAGCAGCGAUUGCAUCACCAAGGCGUCUCCAACGCCGUAGCAACGGCAAUGGCGGCAACGACGAGUGGUGGACGUCGGAGAAAUUUCUCUCCAGUGAAAACCUGAAGGGUGUGAACAUUCCUGCUGAGGUGGAUCAGAGAAUAAGUAGCAGACUGACACAAACAGGCACACAGACAUCACCAGACAGCCAGCAGGAAGAAGCAGCCGCCGCACAGGCCGUGUUGGCGGUGUCUAACAAGGACGGCCCCUCCAGCCCUCGCACGGUAGCUCGCGAGCGGCUUCGCUCACGAGGGUUCAAGCGAGGCGCGUCGCCGCCGCCGCCGCCCGCGCGAGCCCCGGCUGUGAGGAAACAGGCGCUUAGUCCGGCCCAGGCAGAGUGCUUGAGGGCCAUCUUUGCGGCGCUGCUGUGGCAUGAGGGAAUAGUCCACGACGCGAUCGCCUGCGCAGCAUUCCUCAAGUUCCACCCGUCGCUGCCGAAGCACGGGGCCCGCGUGGUGACGCGCGCGCCGCACCAGCCGCCGCCGCGCCCGCUGAGGCACUCGCUCGAAGUCAACAGCUCCGGCCAGUACCUGCACAUCCAGCCUUCGACCCUGGAGACGCUGACUCGCUCUGGCGUGGAAGCCAGCGUCAGCCGGCUGAGGAAGAUCACGUGUGACACCCCGCCACCCAUCAAGGAAGAGGAGUCUGCCAGCCAACAGGGCACUAUGGAGCGACCAACGACGUCAGUAGUGAACGUGCUCCCGCCGGCGCUGCGAGCGCUCGUCGCCUUGUGGGACGCCCUCAACAAUGCGGACCAGCUCGCCGUCGCAACUGACAAAUUUAGGAAAGAGAUCCUCACCGAGAAGAACGAAAAUGAGCCACCGAGCAGCAGCAUUAGGAAGAAACGAGAUUGGAAAUCCAUACCUGGCGCUAAAACACCUUAUUCAGUGUGUUUUGCGAACGUUCCAGUGGAAUGCGAGUUAUGCGGGGGCGCUAGCGUGCCGCCCCCCCUGGCUGCCCACAUGAGGCACAUGCACCCCGGCUGUAGGGGGCGCUCUUCACGAGGCUACGACCGCUCGGGGGCGUAUGUUUGCGCCCCGCCCGCCAACGCCAUCUGUGGGCAACUUGCGCAAGCAUACCACCUCUGGUACAUACUGUGCGAACAAUGCCGCGACAAGGCUCUCAAGGCGGCUCAAAGCUCGAAACAAUCGAAGAGUAAACCCAUUUCGGAUCAAGGAAGCGAGAAGAUCGAGCCACAAGUCGAAGUGGACCAUCAUGUGAUCAAGGAAAACGCCGUGUUCUUGUUGGAUCUCGCUCCUCUUACUAGCUCAGAAUCUCCAUCGCUAUCGCCAUACGCUGACGCAAACCGAAGCCCCCCUGCCGCCACAUCGAGCCCCUGGCAGCCGGCGCCCCCGUUCCAAAGCCUGCAAGCGCUGGGGGCGGCGCCGCGGUUACCGCCCCCGCACAGCAAGUACCACUCGCUGGGCCGCGCGCCCCCCACUAACCUGCAUAACCAAGUGUUCGGCACUAGCGAACAACUCUCGAGCCUGGGUCCGGUGCCGCGGGUCCAUCGCUCCGUGUCCAUGGGAGGGUCCGGGGCGCAGGAGCUGGUUCUCACGGACCACCGCCCGUUGGACCCCCUGGAUCCGCUGGCAGGAGGCGGUUCAUCCCUCCUGGCCCAACCGUCCGCGGCGCUUCAACGUCUAGUCGGCGGCGUCGACUGGACCGAAGGCACGCGGUCGGUCAGCGCGUUUGAACCGCCGCGGUUAGACGCCGAAGAACUGAUGCGAAGGCCCACACUAGCGUUUGUGCUGGCUAGGAGGGACCUACACGCGUAUAGGCAAAAGAUGGACGCGGCUGUCAGGAUUAAUACUGUUAGGCAGUACGCGUUUGAGGCAAUGAACUGGCUGCUGCGGUCCGUGACGCAGCCAACCUGCGUUCACGACGUCAUGUGGUGGUUCUGUAACGCGCUCGACAAGUUCGCCAGAAUCGUCCCUAUCAUACCAGCUGAUGAUAAUAAGGAGAACGUAGCCGACCUGCACCGCUGCACCGUCCCCACAGCGACCGCGUCCGCGCUCUGCCCGGGCGGUCGGGCCGCGCGGCUGGCGCGUUCCGCGUUCCACUCGUUCCUCGGUUCGGUCAGCACGCUGGCCCCGAGCCUGCCCGCCGCCGGCGCCGCCGCGCUGCAGGCUGUGAGGUGCUGGGCGCUGCAUUAUACGCAGCAUGAUCGCGCGUUCUUGCAUAGAUCCCAAGUGUUUAGCGUCAUCAGUCGCAUCCUCUCACAUUCUGAAGACGGAGUUUAUGAAGAGGGGGCACUAGGGCCCAUCAGGGAAAACGCAGCCAGCUUCCAUAACAAGGAGAACUACGUAUGGGUUUGCCCUGACGUGACCGGGUGGUGUGACGUCACGGUCUCGUCCCGUCAAGGCAUGGCCGGUGCUCUGACCGACGGCAGCACAGAAACCUUCUGGGAGUCCGGCGACGAAGACCGGAACAAGGCCAAGUGGAUCCAAGUGGCAUACCCCGGCGGGACUAUGGAUGACCGUCCACAUAUUAUCUGUCUGCAUAUUGAUAAUACGAGGGAUACUGUUAACAAGACGCUGAUGGUGUCGUUCCUGUACAGCGGCGCUUCGGCCGACAUGUUCCACAUGCAGGACAUGGAUGUGGACGCCAAGAACGCCGCCUGGCUCUGCUAUUCGCUGCCCAGGGUAUCCUGCUCCCCUCUCCGCGUCCGCUGCGAGCUCCGCGGCCCUGAGCCGGGGGUGCGGGUGCGGGGGGUGCGCGUGCUGUCCGCCCCCGCCGCCGCCGCCCCCGCCCCUCCCCCCGCCGUCCUCCUGCACGGGCUCACCGAGUGCGACACGCUGCGGGUGUUCAGACUGCUGACGUCACAGGUGUUCGGGAAGCUACUGGAGUGGGAAGCCGGCGACAGCGACGCGGGCGACGCGGCCGCCGACGAGCCGGGCUCCGACAGCGACCUUCGCGAGCACGUGGUCGGCAUACUGUUCGCGGGCCACCAGCUCACGUGUCUGCAGAGGCAGGUGAUGUCACACAUAGUAUGCGCGAUCGGAUGCGAGGCAGCUCGGGCACGGGACGACUGGGAAACGGCACUUGUAUGUGAGGCGGGCGAUCAAGGGGCGGGCGCGGGGGAGAGGGGCGCGGGCGAGGGGGCGGGGGCGGGCGCGGGCGCGGGGAGGGGCAACGCUCACGUGCAGGAUAGUUAUUGCUUCGAGAUGCUGUCGCUGUUACUGGCUCUGAGCGGCAGUGCGGUCGGGCGGGCUCACCUGGCUCAGAGGACCGAGCUGCUGGCUGACCUACUGUCGUUACUGCACACCGGCAGCGAGAGAGUGCAGAGACAGGUAAUAUCACUACUACGGCGUAUGAUCGCUGAAAUCCCGCCACAGAAGAUGUUGGCCGCUAUCAACUAUGGCAGUGACAUGGCUACCAGAGUGACCCUCCUAGACCACCUAGUCUCGUACCUAAGCAAGGCGAUCACGGUCCAACUGAAGGUCAAAGCAUUUGGCGCCCCUCCCCCCUCUUCAAUCACUAUGGGGGGCAGCGUCGCGCCCGCGCCCCCCGCCGCCUGGUUCAUGAGGGGAAGUACUACGAAUAAACACGCGCAUUUGGUGGCCAAACUGCUGUGUGAUAUGGCUGAGGACAAAGUAUCCCCCACAUGGACGGCCGAGACGGUGACCUCACUUACGAGCUACGUGACUCGCUUGGCCACUUUAAGUGAGGCCGAGCGCGCGGCCGCCCGCUGCGUGGCCGCGCCCGCCAUGUGGCUCGCCCUGGCCGCGCUGUGCGUGUGCCAGCAGUCGCAACUAGACAGCAUGAACGCGACAGAGGGUCGCGACCGGCGCGAGGCCGCCGACCGCCCCUACUGCGCGAACCACGACGAUGGCGCCACCGUCGCCGUCGUCGACUGUCGCUCCUGUGGCGCCCUCUGCGCCGAGUGCGACCGCUUCCUGCACAUGCGGCGCGCGGCCCGCUCGCACCACAGACAGAUAUGCAAAGAAGAAGAGAGCGCGAUCCGCAUCGAUAUCCAUGAAGGCUGCGGGCGCGCCAAGCUAUUCUGGCUUUUACUGCUAGUCGACCGACGGACGCUGAAGGCUUUAGCGGAGUUCAGAGUGGAGGGCCACGAGGGCGUGCCAGGGGUGGACACGUUUGUGGACAUGAAGGGCGGGUUGGCAGCUGGCUUAGCGGGCACCUGCAGAUUCUGUGGGGCUAGAGGCAGCUCGGGACUGCUGGCUAUAGGGAAUGUUUGUGCUGAUCAACAGUGCCAGGACCACGGCAAAGAGUCCUGCGCCCGGGUGCUCUCUUGCGGCCACCUCUGCGGCGGCGUGCGAGGCGAGAAGACUUGCCUGCCGUGCCUGUUCGGAUGCACCGCGGCCGUGGCCGGGGAAGCCCCGCUGAGGCAGGACGCUGAUGACAUGUGCAUGAUAUGCUUCACUGAUCCACUGCAGGCCGCGCCGGCUAUACAGCUGAAAUGCGGACAUGUAUUCCAUCUGCAUUGCUGCAAGAAUGUGCUGGAGAGCAAAUGGAACGGCCCCAGGAUUACAUUCUCAUUCUCACAAUGUCCUAUUUGCAAGGAGGACAUGAAUCACUGGACGUUAGAAGACCAGCUGGCUCCAAUCCGCCGCCUCAAAGCCGAGGUCCGUCGCAAGGCACUCAUGAGGCUUCAAUACGAGGGCGCCGCCCCGACCACAAGGUCUUUAGACCCGGCAGCCGUCGCCAUGGAGAGAUAUGCUUACUACGCGUGUCAUAAGUGCGGGAAGGCGUACUUCGGCGGGCUGGCCCGCUGCGAGGCGGAGAGCAGCGGCUGGUGGGAGCCGGGCGAGCUGGUGUGUGGCGCGUGCAGCGACGUGGCCGGCGCGCGCUCCUGCGCCAAGCACAAGCAGGACUUCCUCGAGUACAAGUGCCGCUACUGCUGCUCGGUGGCGGUGUUCUUCUGUUUCGGCACGUCGCACUUCUGCAACGCGUGUCACGACGAUUUCCAGCGAGUCACCAACAUCCCCAAGCAUCUGCUGCCUCAUUGUCCGGCAGGUCCUAAAGGCGAGCAGCUGCCGGGCACCUCGGAGGAGUGUCCCCUGCACGUGGAACACCCGGCUACGGGCGAGGAAUUCGCACUCGGCUGCGGCGUCUGCCGGCAUGCUCAGACCUUCUAGAAUACCAUGCUAGGGGGCUAGGCGGCAAGCACGAAUCUCGAUUGUCAGCACAGACCCUCUAGACAUUUAUUUAUGAACACUUUAUUGUACAUUAUAGAGUUACAAUAAAAAAGGAGAAGAACAUUAAAAGAAAACUAACAAGGUACAAAGGCGGACUUAUUGCCAAAAAGCAAUUUCUUUCAACUCUUGCUUGGUUGGGAGAAGAGGACAUUACUCGUAUUAACGCUUUCAAUCAAUUCAAGUCAAAUCUUUCAGUCAAGACGUCUAUGAGCUUAGCGCAAGCGGGCAUGGAUGAAGAUUGUCAGUAAAUUACGAGUAUUAUCAUAAAUAUCGGCCGAAUCGAUGAGAGAAUACGUUUUUGACGUUUGCUUAUGUCUGUUAAGUAAAGUUAGUUUUCCUUUGCAGUCAUAAAAUAUAUAUGGGAUUUCACAUGUCAAUAACGCAUUUUCUUAUUGGCCAUACUAUAAAUAAAAUGUCAAAGGGUAGAAAGGUACUGGCGUUGAUCUGUCAGUGUUAUACGCAGUUCUUAGAAGCGAUGUUAUGAGCUGAAAAUUUCAAUAGACCUACUAAGCCCUGUCCAAAUCGUUGCUGGUAGCUUUUCAACCUUACGUAUAAUCUCAAGCGAUUUCUGAAAAAUAUUAUUCUAUAUGUCAAUAUAAAUUGAUAUUCGCUGUGAAGAUCUAGCGACACAGUUGAGAUUUACUGUAAAAUAGAUAGGAUCUAAGAUAUUUACUGUGGAACGCAUAAUUGCUGUCGUUCUCAAGUAUAUUUUGUCGUUGUUAAGUAUAGUUUAGAUGAAAAAAUGAUUAUAAAAUUGUAUUUGGUUGUGUGACUUUAAUGGUUCUUCAACCUACAUCGCAUGCGGUAAUUUUUAAAGCGAAAAGAACUUUUGAUGAAUUUCAGACUGUUGGUUGAAUACAAAAAGUGUAACAGCAAUUUAUUUAAAAAUAUCCUUUAAACAUCUACCAAAAUGAAAACACAGUAGGAUUUAGUACGUAAAAAAAUAAACCUGUACUUUGUAUUUUCAGUUUUAACGUGAAAAACAUACAUUUUAAAUCUGACUGUAACAUUAGAUAGAUAAGUCUUAAUAAGAAACUUUUUUUGUGAGUUUUAAUGAUCAGUUCAGCUAUCACAAUAUAUUUUUAUGC
Plutella xylostella (diamondback moth) is the source of this 14240-nucleotide messenger RNA. Lineage: Eukaryota; Metazoa; Arthropoda; Insecta; Lepidoptera; Plutellidae. The record is from RefSeq and is a predicted model, not a curated record.